AAAAGUAUUCAUUGAAUGCCAAGGAUAUAUUCUUAGUAUCUUUUAUCUCCUGGCCAUCCUUUAUAAUUUUUGUAGGUAAGCUAUGUCCCCUAGGUUUCAAAGUAAUAAGUUGCUUAAUUCCCUUCCAAGUAUUCUUGAUAUUCUUAUUAUUAGCAGCAAAGUAAUUCACAUAGUAGAUUUUUUUACUAAUACGUUGCAAAUGAUUUAAUUUAUUUCGAUAGCACUUGUAUUUAGAUUUAUAAUAUUCAUUUUUUGUUGAUAAAUAUUUCUUAUAAAGUUUAUUUUUCCUCUUAAUUGAUUUUCUAAUACCAGAAGUAAUCCACGGUUUUGACAUAGUUUUAACCUCAUUUCUAGAAAUUCUAGUUACAGGUGCAUGUCUGUCAACAACCUUCAAAAUCUCAGAAUGAAAUGAUUGAAAUAAAUUGUUAACAUUGUUGUCAUUUGGCAGUACAUUAUACCAAUCAAUAUUAGAAACAUCGAAACAUUCAUCUUUAAAAUUGGAGUAGUUUCUCUUAAACAAGUUCAAAUUAUUAUUUGGUAGUUCAGAUAUCUUGUUAAUAAUGAGAAAAUUUGGAAGGUGGUCACUAAUAUCACUUAAUAUAUUACCACUAAGAGUUAGAUGCUCCAGAGAAUUGAAAAAUAUAUUAUCAAUAAGAGUUGCAGUAUGAUCUGUAAUUCUUGUAGGUUUCAGAAUAUGUGGAUGGAAAUAAUAAGAGCCCAAAGUAUUCAUAAAAGUAUCAGUAUCGGGAUGUGUCUUAUAAUUUUAGAGGUUGAUAUUGAAAUCACCCAUCAUAAUACAAUAUUUAUUCUCAUUAUGAAUUUUUUCAAUUAUUGAAUAUAUAUAUUUUAAAGUCAUGUUUAUAUUUGCAUUUGGGUGUCGAUCGAUCAUAAAGACAACUUGAAAGAUCAUAAAGACAACUUCUCCAGUAACCCAACUUGCCGUCUAAUAAAUCCAACGAAGUCUGAAAUAGGCAAAGUGAGCAAAUGUAUCCUCGACAGAAUAAACAAAGACAUUAUUAACAAAACAGGCGUGAAACAAUGGAAGAGCACUAUAGACACUUUAAAUUGGUUUAACAGCAUCAACGGAAAAGUACGGCACUCGUUUCUUACAUUCGAUAUUGUAAAUUUCUAUCCCUCAAUCUCAUCCAAACUACUCGAGGACGCUCUCAAAUUCGCAGAAGCACACACAGAUAUUCCAGCCCAAGAAAAAGAAACAAUAUGGCAUGCAAAGCAAUCUCUCCUAUACAACGGCAACAUCGCAUGGACCAAAAAGAAUUCUUCAAACUCAUUCGAUGUUACGAUGGGCUCGCUUGAUGGCGCAGAAACGUGCGAAUUAGUGGGAUCGUACUUACUACACCAGCUUCCCGAGACCAUUAGAAAUCAAGUUGGCCUGUAUAGAAAUGAUGGCCUGGGAGCAUUUGAAAAUUCACCCCAAUGCCUCGAAAGAAUCAAGAAACAGAUUUGCAAAGUGUUCAAGGACAAUGGUUUGAAAAUAACAAUUGAUGCCAACAAAAAGAUCGUUAAUUUCCUGGACGUAACCUUAGACCUUAACAAAGGAACCGACAAACCGUAUCUCAAACCCAACAAUAAGCCACUCUAUGUUCACAAUGAGAGCAAUCACCCACCAAGCAUUAUAAGAAACAUCCCUCUAGCAAUCAACAAAAGGCUCAACGAACUUUCCUCAAACAAGGAAUCAUUUGACAAAGCAUCACCCGAAUACCAACAUGCAUUAGAGAAAAGCGGCUACAAUUAUGACCUAAAAUAUGAAGCAACCAACAACCAAGCUACAUGGAGAAGAUCUAGACGCAGGAAAAUUACAUGGAAUAAUCCCCCAUUUAGCAAAAAUGUCGCCACAAAUGUAGGACGCAAGUUUAGAAAUAUUGUGAAAGAAUCCUUCAAGAGCGGGCACCCACUGCAAAAAAUAUUUAAUAAAAACACAUUGAAAAUAAGUUACUCGUGCAUGCAUAAUUUAGAAAGAAAAAUCAAUACCCACAACAAAUCUAUCCUCAGAGAAAACCCACAACAAUCCGAAAGAAUGUGUAAUUGUAGAUCGAAACCCGAUUGUCCGCUAAAAGGAGAAUGCCCAGCCUAGUCCCAGGCUCUCUCUCUACUCGCUGCUUUGAUAUAUUUAAAUAAGUCUUAAAAGUUUUUUGCCUGGGUGGGCUGUGCGGAACGCUUCAGCGAGAGAGCCUAGCAAAUUUCGGUAAAAUGGUCCCUGAUUUCAAAUAAGUGGUCCCUGGCCUGGUUACCAAGCAUACCUCAUUUGUAAAUGGGAAAUGUUAUGGGAAUUUCUUUGCAUUUAUAAUUAAGUCAUCAGUUUUGCUCUAAUGCUGUCGGAACAAUAGUGUUUACUAAAAUAUCUAGCCAUAUUAAAUGCUAUCUAGAUGCUUGAAAAUUAUGCCGAGUCUCCGACUAAGAAUGUUUUGACAACACCGUCAUGUCAGGCAAAUAUUUCCAAUCUCAUCAGCAAUUUAAACCUGUCAAGUAGAAAGCGUAGUUGUGUAUACCAGUAUGGUCUAGUGUUGAUUACAACUUGCGAGUACAUAAAUAACAUCAACGAUUGCUCAAACUCGGUAUCGUAAAUUUAUAUAUUAUUUUUUUUGGUUGAGCACAUUUUUAAUACAGUUUGAUUUGGUUAUGUAGACAUCGAACAUGUACAUGACGAACGAACAUUGUC
Molecule: messenger RNA, 2677 nt
Organism: Paramuricea clavata
Lineage: Eukaryota; Metazoa; Cnidaria; Anthozoa; Malacalcyonacea; Plexauridae
Source: the annotation of a GenBank genome assembly